Messenger RNA from Caenorhabditis briggsae, 2796 nucleotides. The record is from RefSeq and is a predicted model, not a curated record. Lineage: Eukaryota; Metazoa; Nematoda; Chromadorea; Rhabditida; Rhabditidae. The transcript is spliced from 18 exons. The coding region runs from base 1 to 2796 and encodes 931 amino acids.
AUGUACCUUCCCCCACGCAAUGUUAUAAAAGUUCCAUCACAUGUUUACCAUUCGGCUCUUUUGCCGAAAAAGGAGAGAGAUAAUGAAUCACCCCUCUACAACUUCAACUUGGCGACGUCGUCUUCAUCGACAUCAUCGUCGUUCGUCGGCAGCGAGUUCCGCUUCUUCUCGCCAAGUUCUCCGGGUAUUCCACUCAUUCCGGAAGACAAACCAUCCUACUACGAGUCUAUUUUUCUACCAGUCUCAAGUUCAUGGACAUAUCCUCCCUCAACAACACCAUCACCGCCAAUGAUUGUUGAAGAGGGCGUGGCCAAGAACGGGCGGCCGGUAACACCACGGAGCAUUGCCAACUCGCUGGAUUCGCUGUCAGAGUGUGCACAGCAUCAUAGCGACGUUGUGAACGCCAAUUCCAACAGUGCUAACGGGGAUCGCAGUAGAAGUUUAGGUGAUCUCCUCUCGGCGACCAAUCAAGACGGCACCGAUGCGAUGCGGAAUGGAAGCUACGACACUUUGGUCUCAAAAGGCGGAGGACUAACUGACAGUGGAAUUGGUGCCGGCCUGAUGAUGGGCAUGCGCGACGAAAUGGAAAUGGAGGACAACGACGUCUCGUUGUCGUCGCCGGACCGCAUUCCGACUGACAUCUCAUCACCCGACUCAUUCUCCUAUCCUGCUGUCUCGUUCGCUUCGUAUGAUCCUGUGGUGGCCGGAAGUGUCUAUUCGAAUGAGAACACAAACCCAUUGGAUUCUUCCUCUCCCAGUCGCGGUCACUCUUCAGACGAUCGGAAGUACACAGAACUGCCAGCAAUCAGUGAGGAAUCGGAACACGAGCAAUCCAUUCAUAUUCCGUACAACUAUCCCGUACAAACACCACCACCACACGCCUCCUCAGUCGGACCAUUGCCAUCGGCAGUGGAUCGUCAUCGAGAGGUUGUGGAGCACACAUAUCCGAUGGUUCACUGCAAAAGUGCCCCAUCGACGAAUGCGUUCAACAACAUUGAGCAUCGGAGAGUGGUUAGUGAUGAUGUGACGGAGAUUACACGAUUGAAACGCAGUGAGGAAAUGGAGAAUAUCGAUAAGACGGGAAGAAUUUCGGUGGGUAGAAGUUUUAAGGGUUUUAGAAGAAAAAUGUAUAAUUUGCAGUUCGAAAAACGCUCCUCCUCGACACACAACUUGAAGAAACCGCGGUCCAAAAGCGCGAUGAUUGUGUUCCAAGGCGAUCCAGAAGAGAAUUCAAAAGACGAGGAGGACGUAGAUGGAUACUCCAAAGACAAUGAUAUGCUGAUUCUGGAUAGGAGUGGUGUGGAUCGAUCGGCAAAGAAUCCACUCCGGCAUUAUGAUAAUCACUCCAACUUGCCCUCAAUCUCUACCGAACCGCCACCAGUCCGGAUACAUCGAAAAGUGUCUGCAGCGUCUUCGUCGUCUAGAGUCUCGCCAUAUAAAGCCAGUGAUCAGUCGUGGAAGGAUAAGAUGCCACCAUUUGGAAUGGUUGGUCAUACGAUGUAUUCCCCACAAUCCCUCCCAACCAGAGACGCCAUUCCACGCUCACCAUUCGACGGAUCCGGAACUGUUAGUGCCGGAGGAUCUCAGAGACUGAUUUCGUUGGAAGUGACAACUCCCGACGGAAGAGGCGACACGGAAUCAACUGAUAAUUACUCCACACCACUACGUACUCGUACCUUUCACCAUCAUCACCACUAUCACAGUAUCCCAUCACCACCGGCACUUCUUGCCACAAAUGAAGUUAGCGAGGUGUUGAUGCCACUAUCUGAGAUUUGUAAUCAGAAUCGUUUCUCCACCAUUUCCUCGUCGACCAACACUGAUUCGUCGCCGCCAAAAUCCGCAACGCCGAACAGCUCGUUUGUUCGGAGGAGUCUUCGAAAGAUAAUGAAACGGAGUUCAGUGUCGGCGUCGACGCUAAAUGUUGGAGUGGUGGAUGAUGGUGGAGGAUUGAGGAAUGGGUCGUUGAAACGGAGAGCUUCGAAUGUGUCAACUGGAUUUUUUGCAUCCGCUCAAGCUCACUUGAAACCGAGGCCCAAGAGUUUGAAGAAGCAAAGUUGGAUGUGCACGUCUAUGUUGCUUGGUGGUAUGGUCACAACUUCUUCUCCGUCGUCUUCUGGCGGAGAAGAGAGUGACGCAUACUUUCCAUCGGCUUCCUUGUCCUCGUUGUCACAGUCUUCGUCAAUCGCCAAGAGCAACAAGAAAGAGAAGACUGGCUCGGAUACGUUCACAUUUGGAAAUUUGUUCCGGAAGAAGGUAAGCCCCUGUCCAUUCACAGUACCGGUCAAUAAGAUGUACAAAAACAUGAUUUUCAGUCGAUUUUCGGCCAUUUUUAGGAGUCUAGAGCUCGCUGAAAAACUAGAAACUUUCAAAAAAUUCUAUGAAAGCAAACCAACUGCCAGUCGUCCAAAUCUAGCUGACAUCAUAUCGGAUCUCGAUCAGAGAUCCACAAGGGGUGGCGGAUCGCUUUCGGUUGGAGCCACAAAUCGACGCAGUACAUCUGCUACAAUUCUUCCGAUGAGUGGAGGAGGUGGACCCAACGACCCGACGACUCCAUUCGACUCUUCGUCUUUGGACGGCAACAUGAGCUCGUUAUCAGCAGCGGCUCUAGUUGCUCGUCGAGCCCGUAGAAAGUUCUCAACAGCGGACGUUGGUGGAGAGAUGGAGAGCAGUAGCAGUGGAAACAACAGUAGUCCCUUCUCGACAGUCUAUCAAAACAUAUUCGCACAGCAUCUGACUAUUUGUACGACGAGAGAUCGGCGAGCUACAGCUGUGAAACAUGUGUAUAGUAUACCAUGA